This is a messenger RNA of Knipowitschia caucasica, 1881 nucleotides long. NCBI's taxonomy places the organism in Eukaryota, Metazoa, Chordata, Actinopteri, Gobiiformes, Gobiidae. The record is from the annotation of a GenBank genome assembly.
AUGGGAAAAAACCCCACUCACGUAAAACUCUACCAUAACCAGAGCGCCCCCCUGUGGGUGGUGCUGUGCCCGCCUCUAAAUGACGCACAGGACGCUCUCAUCUCGCGAGAAUUACCACAUGAAUUCAAAGUCGACGGCGGUUUUGGGUUUAUUUUUAUUUUUAAGGCUGAUCUUUUUCUGAACAACAAGAUGUGUGACAGAGGAGAUGAAGAGGAGGUCAAGCGGCUGAAGGUUCAGCUGAGGGAGACUGAGGAGCAGGUGCAGAAGGCUGCGCAGGCUGGAUUAGACCUCCUAAAUCAGCAGAUGGAGUUACAGAACCGACUGGAUGAGCAGAGAGUGGAGAUGACCAAUGCUCUGGAGAGCGCACGGACUAAGACUAGACAGCUCCUUGAACAAGAGAAGUAUUCACUGCAAAAAGAAGUGGAGCUGAAGUCCAGGAUGCUUGAAUCACUGCAGUCAGAGAUUGAAAGUGUGAAAAACCAGCAUAAACGGCAGCUUGAAGAGCACAAAGAGCAUUUGGAGAUGAACCACAAUGUCACUGUCACUGAGCUCAACAAUAAGGUCCAUACUGUGCAGUCUGCUUUAGAGGAAUCGCAUCUGAAUGAGAAGCAAAUGAGACACAAGCUGGAGCUGCUGACGGAGACGUUGAAUAACAAAGUGGAAGAGCUGCGCGCUGUGAACGAGCUGACACACACAUCCAUGACCUCGGAGAUGAUGGAGGUGCAGAUGAAGAACAUGGACCUGGAGAACAACAAGGUGGAACUGGAGCAGGCUCUGCAGGAGUUACAGUACAGAGAACAACAACUGGAACUGAGUAACGAGACUUUACAACGACAAUUAGAACGUUUGAGAGAAGAGAAGGAGGAGCGUGAGAGAGAGGCGGUCUCCUGGUUCAACUCUCUGGAAAAAUCCCGAGAGGCAAACAGAGAACUACAGGUGGAACUGGAUCUACUCCAACAGCAAGCUCAGGAUCCUAACAGCAAAGGCAACUCUCUAUUUGCUGAGCUCGAGGAUAAGCGUGCAGAGAUGGAGAAACAGCUCAUCUGUAUGAAAGUCCAGUACCAGUCACUGCAGAAACAGUAUGCCUUCAGCAAACAGCAGAUGCAGCGGCUCAAGGUCCAAAUAGCCACACUGAUGCAACUACAAGGUUCCAGAGCUGAUCCUGCUCAACUGGAGCGACUGCAGUCUAUGGUCUCUGAGAAGAACGGAGAGAUCCAAAACCUCAUGUCCAAACUGCAGAGGCUUGAGAAAGUGGAGAUGAUGGUAAAAGCUCAGACACCAAACUCUGCUCCAGGAGAAGGAAUUGAAGGUCAAGAUGAAACGUACUACACUGACCUGCUGAAGAUGAAGCUCAACAAUUCAAUUAAAGAUUCAGAGCGUUUGGGAGAUGAGCUUUCCCUGCAGAGGAUGAAGUCUUUGUCUGAGAGCCAGCGAGCUCUUGAGCUGGAGAGGAAAUUGUUCACUGUUGAACGAAUGCUCAAACAGGCUCAGAGUGACAAGAUCAAGCUGCAGCUGCGCGUUGAGGAUCUCCAACACAAAUAUGAACCUAAAGAAGGCAAAAAAGGUCUUCUUCAAAAGAGAAAGAAAGAAAAACUUGCAGUGGACGUUGUUCCUUCUGUUGAGAAGCUUGAGGAUGCUCCUGAAAAUCUCCAGUGCAAACAAGAGCCUGAAAUGGAGGAAAAAUCAGCAAAAAAUGUAAAGAUUAGUUUGGAAGAACCUGUUAUCUCCAAUUCCAGCUUCUAUUUGACUGACUGUAACAUGAAGUCAGAGGAGAUGCAUCAGAAGAACAUCAAGGAGGACAGAAAAAAGAAGCAGAAAAAUGUUGAGGUGAUUCAUGUAAAAUCUAGUAACAGUACGGAAAACCAGUGUGCCCAGCAAUAG